Molecule: messenger RNA, 1269 nt
Organism: Gigantopelta aegis
Lineage: Eukaryota; Metazoa; Mollusca; Gastropoda; Neomphalida; Peltospiridae
Product: ras-related protein Rab-9A-like
Exons: 2
Coding region: 151-762 (203 amino acids)
Biological process (GO): retrograde transport, endosome to Golgi
Cellular component (GO): phagocytic vesicle; lysosome; late endosome
Molecular function (GO): GTP binding; GTPase activity
Source: RefSeq, a predicted model, not a curated record
AGAUGAUUUGUCACAUGACUUUUCAUGACGUCAUGUGAAAGGCUUUUUUCUCUCCACCAUGAUCAUGAAGACUGUGACGGAAUUAACAAUAUUCUGUCAUUAUUAGUGCAUAAUUAGAAUCCAGCAUUAGAUUAGAAUCUGUGAGGCAGUAUGGCAGGGAAGUCAAAAUUGCUCAAAGUUGUUCUUCUUGGUGAUGGAGGAGUCGGCAAAAGUUCUCUGAUGAAUCGAUUCGUCAGCAACAAAUUUGAUGCUCAGUCAUUUCACACAAUAGGAGUGGAGUUUCUGAACAAAGACAUAGUGAUUUCCGAAGACCAUUACACGAUGCAGAUUUGGGACACAGCAGGCCAGGAGAGAUUCAAAAGCUUGAGGACGCCAUUCUAUCGCGGAGCAGACUGCUGCCUCUUAACGUACGCAGUAGACGAUCUACAGAGUUUUAAAAAUCUUUCCAUGUGGAAAAAAGAAUUUUUGUAUUAUGCCGAUAUACAGGAUGGAAGCACAUUUCCGUUUGUUCUCAUCGGAAACAAAGUUGACGUUGACAAACGCUUCGUCUCUGAGGAGGAUGCCAAAAGCUGGUGUGCGGCAAACGGAAAUAUGCCAUAUUUCGAAACGAGUGCCAAAGAGUCUGUAAAUGUUGAUAAAGCGUUCAAGGCUGCUGUGCAACGAUUGCUCGAGUUGGAAGAUCAAAUUGAUAUACGGCCGUCUCAUGGUAAUACUGUUAACCUCCGGAAAAAAUCCAAAACAAGUUCAGGCUGUUGUGCGUGAUGGCCUGGCUUCUUAGUAAUUUUAUUUUAUUUACCAUGAAAAAAAUAAGAAGAAAAUAAGAAAUGAAGAAGAAAACAUUAUACAACAUUGUUAAACAUUCAAGAUAUAUGUUAUCAGCAACUAUAAGUUGUUUGGAGGAGUUCUGUUUUCAAAUAUGUCUUCUUCAUAUUUUUCAUAUUGAGAGCAACAUAUAUACAGAUCCCUGUGUAUUUUUGCGAUGUCACUGAAAGUAUAUGCUUUUCUUUGGAUGUGUGGAAUAAAUGACUCUUGACAGUUGAUUCAAGCUUGUAUACAUUCAUUAUUUGUUGCUUUCUCUUCGUUUCACAUGGUUAUGUGUAAUGACAUAAUGUUAUCGCAAAUUACCUUUAAGUCAUGCUUUGAUUUUCCAGAUUUCGAUGGAUGGAUAUUUUGUUAUUGUUGUACAGAUACUAUGUUACAUGAAGUAACCUUGAAGGAAGAAAUAAAAGCAAAAUCCCUUUGGUAUCAAAGCUGGGAUUUUGAAAAUCA